Messenger RNA from Oncorhynchus nerka (sockeye salmon), 5268 nucleotides. Its product is annotated as myoD family inhibitor domain-containing protein. Lineage: Eukaryota; Metazoa; Chordata; Actinopteri; Salmoniformes; Salmonidae. The record is from RefSeq and is a predicted model, not a curated record. The coding region runs from base 387 to 1154 and encodes 255 amino acids. The transcript has 5 exons.
UGGACACUGCUCUCUACUGUAAUUUCUGCAGCUGGCCGAGCGUGUGCGAGUGGCUUUCAGAAUCCGGAUAUGAUGAAAAUGUUUUAGACCAAACUUUUAUCAAGCGAACCAGCAGAACGUCGAGGACAAUUAGGAGUAAUAUUACAACUCGUCCCGCGCGAUAAUCGGAAUAAAGCGAAUCAUUGGAAACGUAUGGAUAACUUUGGACAUAUUUGAAUUUACAACUAGUGCUGCAUUUUCAAACGGGAAGGCGUUUCACUAUGGAGGAGGGAUGGGAAUGAGUCAAACUUGAGGCAGGGAGUUGUCAUGUUUGUAAGGGUCAAGGGCUAAGGAGGAAAAGGAGAACCUUCGUUAUCUGUCGUGUAUCUCUCCAAGAGGACUGUCUCAUGUCCACGGAUACCGUCUUACCUCCGGAAGGGCCUGCUGGGCCAGGGGAGAACCUUCAACAGGAGACAAGUCCUCUUCUCCCAAACUCUCACGAUGCUUGUGACCGUAACGAAUCAUCUGAAACUACAAACCCAUCCGGAACAUCGUGUCCCAGAGGCAUGUCCACCGAAGUACAAAGUCACGUGACUGAGGGAAACACGGCCUAUUGUGACCCUGUUCGAACUCAACCUCAGCCGCUGCCCCAGCCAACCACCUCUGCGCAGGGAGAGCCCGACGAGGGAGGGGAAGAAACUGCUUCUGCCAGCAGUCAAAAUGACCACCAAUCCUCCACCGGCCUGAGUAACGGCAAUGGAAUUCGCCGGCAAUGUACCUGUGGGGUGGAGCAGCAUCCAUCGCCCGGCGUCUCCCAGAAGAUGCAGAGCCAGCUUCGUUCCAGCCUGUCGGUCAACAGCGACAGCAGCAGACAGAGUAAGGGAAGCUCCACCGGAUCCCACAAGCCUGGGACAUUACCAGAGGACUGCUGUGUCCACUGCAUCCUGGCCUGCCUGUUCUGUGAGUUCCUGACCCUGUGCAACAUGGUGGUGGCCCAGGCUAGCUGUGGCACCUGCACGUCGGAGGUCUGCUGCUGCUGCUGCGCAGAGGACAUGGGAGACGACUGCAACUGCCCCUGCGACGACAUGGACUGUGGCAUCAUGGACGCCUGCUGCGAGUCCUCCGACUGCCUGGAGAUCUGCAUGGAGUGCUGCGGCAUCUGCUUCCCCACAUAGGAAGGGCCAUGAUGGGAUUGGGAAUGAUGGCCGUAUUGCUACUGUAACCUGUACUUUACACUCCAGCAGAGGGAGGGAGUGGGGGAAAGUGUGUGUGAGUUAGCAUAUGUGCGUGUGUACAAGUGCGUGCCUUCGAUAUAAGCCUACACAGAGACAUCUGUUAAUCUACACUGGGCCUCUCUGCCAACAUGGCCAAGCAGGGGCCAAAAAUAGUUUAGAAAUGCUUUUGUUACAUACCACAAGUAUAAACAUGUUGUUUUAAUUAACCAAAGUGUGUUUACUGUUGACAAAUAUGUUAAUCAGCUCUUUAAACAGUAUUACUUUAGAUGCCUUAUUGGAUAGGAAGAUCUCUAUCAUUUCAGGAAUCCUAUCCGACUGACAUAUUUGCCUUUAAAAGUGUUCUUCUUUUUUCGACCAAACUGUCAAUUCCUGACGCAAAAUCAAAGGAAUACAUAUUUUACUUUGAUAUUUAGCAGCCUUUUAGUGUGUUUAGUAGAGGUUGACCGAUUAUGAUUUUUCAAUACUGAUACCGAUUAUUGGAGGACCAAAAAAGCCGAUACCGAUUAAUCGGCCAAUUUUUAUUUAUUUGUAAUAAUGACAAUUACAACAAUACUGAAUGAACACUUAUUUUAACUUAAUAUAAUACAUCAAUAAAAAUCAAUUUAGCCUCAAAUAAAUAAUGAAACAUGUUCAAUUUGGUUUAAAUAAUGCAAAAACAAAGUGUUGGAAAAGAAAGUAAAAGUGCAAUAUGUGCCAUGUAAGAAAGCUAACGUUUAAGUUCCUUGCUCAGAACAUGAGAACAUAUGAAAGCUGGUGGUUCCUUUUAACAUGAGUCUUCAAUAUUACCAGUUAAGAAGUUUUAGGUUGUAGUUAUUAUAGGAAUUAUAGGACUAUUUCUCUCUAUACGAUUUGUAUUUCAUAUACCUUUGACUAAUGGAUAUUCUUAUAGGCACUUUAGUAUUGCCAAUGUAACAGUAUAGCUUCCGUCCCUCUCCUCGCUCCUACCUGGGCUCGAACCAGGAACACAUCGACAACAGCCUUCCUCGAAGCAGCGUUACCCAUGCAGGGCAAGGGGAACAACUACUCCAAGUCUCAGAGCGAGUGACGUUUGAAACGCUAUUUGCGCGCACCCCGCUUACUAGUUAGCCAUUUCACAUUGGUUACACCAGCCUAAUCUCACCAGCCAUAAACAGUGCAAUGCUUGAAGCACAGUAAAGAGCUGCUGGCAAAACGCACAAAAGUGCUGUUUGAAUGAAUGCUUACGAGCCUGCUGGUGCCUGCCAUCGCUCAGUCAGACUGCUCUAUCAAAUCAUAGACUUAAUUAUAACAUAAUAACACACAGAAAUACGAGCCUUAGGUCAUUAAUAUGGUCGAAUCCGGAAACUAUCAUUUCGAAAACAACAUUUAUUCUUUCAGUGAAAUACGGAACUAUUCCGUAUUUUAUCGAACGGGUGGCAUCCCUAAGUCUAAAUAUUACUGUUACAUUGCACAACCUUCAAUGUUAUGUCAUAAUUACGUAAAACUCUGGCAAAUUACUUUGCAAUGAACCAGGCGGCCCAAACUGUUGCAUAUACCCUGACUCUGCGUGCAAUGAACGCGAGAGAAGUGACACAAUUUCACCUGGUUAAUAUUGCCUGCUAACCUGGAUUUAUUUUAGCUAAAUAUGCAGGUUUAAAAAUAUAUACUUCUGUGUAUUGAUUUUAAGAAAGGCAUUGAUGUUUAUGGUUAGGUACACGUUGGAGCAACGACAGUCCUUUUUCGCGAAUGCGCACCGCAUCGAUUAUAUGCAACUCAGGACACGCUAGAUAAACUAGUAAUAUCAUCAACCAUGUGUAGUUAUAACUAGUGAUUAUGAUUGAUUGUUUCUUAUAAGAUAAGUUUAAUGCUAGCUAGCAACUUACCCUGGCUUCUUACUGCAUUCGCAUAACAGGCAGGCUCCUCAUGAGGCAGGCGUUGGACUAGUUAACUGUAAGGUUGCAAGAUUGAAUCUGUCGUUCUGCCCCUGAACAAGGCAGUUAACCCACCGUUCCUAGGCAGUCAUUGAAAAUAAGAAUGUGUUCUUAACUGACUUGCCUAGUUAAAUAAAGGUGUAAAAAAUAAUAAUAAAUCUGCAAAAUCGUUCGUCCAAAAAUACAGAUUUCCGAUUGUUAUGAAAACUUGAAAUCGGCCCUAAUUAAUCGGCCAUUCCGAUUAAUCGGUCGACCUCUAGUGUUUAGUCAGUACUGUAUGACACUGUAAUAAUGUUGAUGUUUCUGGGAUGUGUUUUUCCUACUCAUAUUAAUACACCUUCAUGACACACAUUCAUGAACAAUAUGCGUCAACCGAUCAGAACAGCCGUAGUUCUAGUCCAUAUCUACUGUAGUUUGCAAAACCUAUACAUAUUGAAAAGCUUCAUGUAAAGAAAGUUUGAAGAUCAGCACUAAAUCCGGGAGAUUAAUGUAUACCUUUUCUGUUAAUAAUGUAUUUAAUCACUUUUUGUUCUGUUCCAUUUAAAUGAUGUAAAUGUACAUGCUUUGUAGGACACAUUUUAGUUGUCUUUCGGGUUCAAGUGUGCUUGAAUUACUUACAAAUGAAGCUCCAUUACGUAUAACCAAUGCUAAUCUCGGAAACCUAGAACUAAAAUCUCCUUCGCUUGUUAGUUGUCCCAUCCCAGUGUCUUUUGACAGAUGUUACGAUACCAUUUAUGCUAUGUAGUCUAAUAGCAAAAUAUCUACCUCCUGUGUCAACAAAUCUCUUUGAGAAGGAGUGAUGGAUCACAGGCAGGGUUAACUACAGGGUUAACAUUGAGUUAAAGGACAUCUGGGUUGUCAGGCUUUGGAGUAUGCUGCCAUUGCUGUUAUUAGAUCAGAGGAGAUUUUGAUUUAGGCCUACCGUCAGCAGUUCACUCCAGAUAUGCGUAGUAUUAAUCUUGUCAGAUUGUUCCUGAUUGUUGGCCUGAUAUAACUAAUGCUUUAAUUAACAUUUGAGUUAUGCUGUAGCGUGUGCCCUUACGCAAUGUUAAAGCCAUAUUGUUGGAAAUAAUGGUUUUAGUCUAUCCUGAAGACUCUCACCAUGGUUUUCACCUGUCGAUCUUUCAAGACGGGAAUAUACUGGAUAUACAUUGGAAAUACUGGCUACCUGGAAUAUACAAGGGCUAAGAAAUUUGUCCGACUGGUGAAUUGCACAACAUUUUCAUAUUGUAGGAAACAAUGUUUUUACAUUGACCACGACCAAUUAUUUGCUCAGUCUUACACUCCACUUUGAUUACAUACUGUACGGUACGACGGUUACUUCUGUGAUGUUAUUUUGGCAUGUAUUUGGGAUACUGCCUCCAGUAUUACCACUUCAACUGCACUCUUUAGAAACAGAAAGUGAUAAGGAAUUAUGACAUGGCUGACCCUGUUUGCCAUAAGCGGCUUUUGGAUUACAAGUGAAUGACUCGCAACACAAUAAGGGAAUAUUCUUGACUGUCAGUCGGAGGAGAAGAGAAUCCUAAACUAAUGCGCAACAUUUUUUUUUUUUCCCCAGCAGAUUUUUUUUCUCGUCUUAAUUCUGUGUAUCAAGUUGAGUUUGUGGUGAAUCAUUUCCCUCGGCCUCGAAGAAAAGAUUUGCUUUGAUCUUGUUUUAGUGAUACUUAAAACGGGGACUCAUUAGUGUGUAGCUAUUCUAAAUGGUAAUGUUCCUCCUCUUCACACCAUCAAAAGAUAAUGUGCUGUCAAAUCUUAGGCUUGCUUCUCUAAUGGUGGAUUGUUAUUAUGUUUAAAGGAGUUGGAAGGACACCUCCGCAGCCGAUAGCGUUCCGUCGCACUCUGUAUGAAACGAAGCCGCAGACCUCUUAACGUUCGUAUGACAAACUAACCACAGUCUUCCUCUGGAUAUGCAGGCCUAUUAACAGGAACAACACUAUAGAUAAUGUGAAGACAUAGUAUUUACAUGUAUUUAUCUUUUUUUUUUCAAACUCGUAUGUUUUUAUAUUCUGUCCAUGAGUUGAUGUGUAUGUGAUAUACUGUACCGUCUUCACCGUUUCUAUCUUCUAGAAGACCUCUUUUCACUGCAUUUAGCAUACAACACACUUUGUAGGCUGUUAUACAUGAAUUCAGAAUCAUGUCUGAAAUAAUAAAACACUUAAAAAUAA